This is a messenger RNA of Pocillopora damicornis (cauliflower coral), 701 nucleotides long. Its product is annotated as putative ATP-dependent RNA helicase DDX46. The record is from RefSeq and is a predicted model, not a curated record. Gene Ontology annotation, molecular function: RNA helicase activity; nucleic acid binding; ATP binding. Lineage: Eukaryota; Metazoa; Cnidaria; Anthozoa; Scleractinia; Pocilloporidae.
UCAACUUUAGUUUUCCUUGGUGGCUCACUUAAUGACAAAUGGGUAGAGAUAGCAGGUCACAUAAGAAGAGAUCUCGUUCCAGAUCAUUAAGCAGAGAUAGGAGUCGGCGCUCUCGAAGUCGAGAAAGAAAUAAGGAGAGGGAAAAGAAGAGAUCUCGUAGUAGGAGCCCAGAAAAAGGAAGAGCUAAAACAAGCCGAAAGCCACGAGAGCGAGAGAGAGAAAGAGACAGAAAAAGAAAACGAUCAGAAAGCAGCUCUUCUCACAGUGCAUCAUCAAGUAGAAGUCGCAGCCGUAGUCCCAAGAAAAAAGAUAAGGAGAAGGAUAGCCAGCAGAGAAAGCGUCGCUCACGAAGCAGGAGUGCAGAAAGGAAAUCAAAGAAGGAGAGGCCUCGCAGUAAGGAAAGAGACAGAGAUAAGGGGAAAGAGAGGAAAAAGCGUUCAAGGAGCCGUGAUCGCUCAAGUUCUCCUGGGGCAAGAUCAAAGAGUAGGAGUCCAGAUAAGGAACCAAAAAAGUCCAAAAGCAGAGACAAGAAGAGAAGAGAGGAAGAUGACAAUUCAGAUCGGAGCAAAGAAACUAAAAAGUCAAAGGAGUCAAAAAAGGAAACCACAAGUUCAAGUGUUGAUGAAAAACAUGAAGAGGAUGAUAAAGAUGCAGAACAGAGAAGAUUAGAGGAUGAGAUGCAGAAGAGAAGAGAAAGGUAA